GGUAAAAGACCAGAUGACAGAAAUCUUCUGAAAGGAAGAAUGAGUUUCAAGCUUUCUCACUAAAUUGGACAAAGACAUUGAGUCUCUUUGACGGAGCAGGGUGAACUGAAUUGUUUACAAGUUACUGGAGAAAGAGAGCGAUGGAUGCAGAAGCUGAAGAUAAAACGCUGCGGACUCGCUCUAAAGGAACGGAGGUACCAAUGGAUUCCCUAAUCCAGGAGCUCAGUGUUGCAUAUGAUUGCUCCAUGGCGAAGAAGAGAAGGGCUGAAGAGCAGGCUUUGGGUGUCCCAGUCAACAAAAGGAAAUCCCUGCUAAUGAAGCCCCGACACUACAGCCCAAACAUGGACUGCAAAGGGGACCGAGACGACAGGACCGAAGAUGAUGGCCUCCCUGAAACAAACGAUCGCGCUGCUGCAGAAGAAAUCAUGAUAAAACCUGCGGAUGAGAAUCUUCAUUCAACUGCACAAGAAAACUCCCCUCAGAAAGAAGACCAAUAUACUUGUUAUCAAGAGCUGGUAGUCAAAUCUCUAAUGCACUUGGGGAAAUUUGAAAAAAAUAUGUCUGUCCAGACUAUAAGUGAAAACCUCAAUGACAGUGGCAUCCAAUCUUUAAAAGCAGAGAGUGAUGAAACAGACGAGUGUUUUAUGAUUCAUUCUGAUGAUGGAAGAGACAAAGUGGAUGAUUCCCAGCCCCCAUUCUGCUCUUCUGAUGACAGUGAAAGUAACUCUGAAAGUGCAGAGAAUGGGUGGGACAGUGGUUCCAACUUGUCAGAAGACACCAAACCUCAGAGAGGCCCAAAGUACAUGUUAGCAGAUAAGAAAAAAGAUCUACUGGAAAUUCCUGAAAUAAAAACAGAAGGUGACAAAUUUAUCCCUUGUGAGAACAGGUGUGAUCCUGAUGCAGACCUGAGAGAACCGCAGAAUGUUCAUGUGGAGCCCUUGGAUGGCAAAGCCCAAUCUGCCUUCACUGAGACUGAGGAAGAAGACAGGGAGAGCCUGGCCACAAUGACAGAAGAAUCCAGUGAUCUGGAGAAAGCCAAGGGGAACCUGAGUUUGCUGGAGCAGGCCAUUGCUCUGCAGGCUGAGCGAGGCUGCGUUUUCCACAGUACUUACAAAGAGCUGGACAGAUUUCUGCUAGAACACCUGACGGGGGAAAGGCGGCAAACCAAAGUUAUUGACAUGGGUGGAAGACAAAUUUUUAACAACAAACAUUCACCGAGGCCUGAAAAGAGGGAGACCAAGUGCCCUAUCCCCGGGUGUGAUGGCACAGGACAUGUGACCGGGCUCUAUCCCCACCACCGCAGCCUUUCAGGAUGCCCCCACAAAGUGCGGGUUCCCCUGGAAAUUCUUGCCAUGCAUGAAAAUGUGCUCAAGUGUCCCACCCCUGGAUGCACAGGAAGGGGUCAUGUGAACAGUAAUCGCAACACUCACAGGAGUCUUUCUGGUUGUCCAAUUGCUGCAGCUGAAAAAUUGGCAAUGUCCCAGGAUAAAAAUCAGCUUGAUUCUUCCCAAACUGGGCCGUGUUCUGACCAGGCACACAGGACAAGCUUGGUGAAGCAAAUUGAGUUCAAUUUCCGAUCACAAGCCAUCACUUCUCCCAGAGCCACAGUAUCGAAAGAACAAGAGAAGUUUGGAAAAGUACCAUUUGAUUAUGCCAGUUUUGAUGCCCAAGUCUUCGGUAAACGUCCCCUUGUACAAACAGGGCAAGGACGAAAAACUCCACCAUUUCCUGAAUCAAAGCAUUUUUCAAAUCCAGUCAAAUUUCCUAAUCGACUGCCUAGUGCAGGCGCCCACACACAGAGCGCGAGCCGUGCCAGCUCUUAUAGCUACGGUCAAUGUAGUGAAGACACCCACAUAGCAGCAGCUGCUGCUAUCCUGAACCUUUCCACCCGCUGCAGGGAAGCCGCAGACAUCCUCUCCAACAAACCACAGAGUCUGCAUGCCAAGGGAGCCGAGAUAGAAGUGGAUGAAAAUGGGACAUUGGACUUAAGCAUGAAAAAAAAUCGAAUCCUGGACAAGGCUGCACCCCUAACUUCCUCUAAUACUACCAUUCCAACACCUUCAUCUUCCCCAUUCAAAACAAGCAGCAUUCUGGUCAAUGCAGCAUUCUAUCAGGCUCUCUGUGACCAAGAGGGCUGGGACACUCCUAUCAACUAUAGCAAAACUCAUGGGAAGACAGAGGAGGAGAAAGAGAAAGACCCAGUGAACUCUCUGGAAAAUUUAGAGGAAAAAAAAUUUCCUGGAGAGGUCUCUAUACCAAGUCCUAAACCCAAGCUCCAUGCAAGAGAUCUCAAAAAAGAACUAAUCACCUGUCCAACACCAGGAUGUGAUGGAAGUGGCCAUGUCACAGGAAACUAUGCGUCUCAUCGCAGUGUUUCUGGAUGUCCGUUAGCAGAUAAGACUCUUAAGUCCCUCAUGGCUGCCAACUCUCAGGAGCUUAAGUGUCCAACCCCAGGCUGCGAUGGGUCCGGGCAUGUGACUGGAAACUAUGCUUCCCACAGAAGUUUGUCCGGCUGUCCUCGUGCAAGAAAAGGGGGCGUCAAAAUGACUCCUACCAAGGAAGAAAAAGAAGACCCUGAACUUAAAUGUCCUGUAAUAGGGUGUGACGGCCAAGGUCACAUAUCAGGUAAAUACACAUCACACCGCACAGCUUCUGGCUGUCCCCUGGCUGCCAAGAGACAGAAGGAGAAUCCUCUCAACGGGGCCCCUCUCUCCUGGAAACUGAACAAGCAAGAGCUGCCCCAUUGUCCCCUGCCAGGUUGCAAUGGGCUGGGCCAUGUAAAUAAUGUUUUUGUCACCCACAGAAGCUUAUCUGGAUGUCCUCUCAAUGCACAAGCUAUCAAAAAGGGCAAGGUCUCUGAAGAACUAAUGACCAUCAAACUCAAAGCCACCGGGGGUAUAGAAGGUGAUGAAGAAAUUAGGCAUUUGGAUGAAGAAAUAAAGGAACUAAAUGAAUCUAACCUUAAAAUUGAAGCAGAUAUGAUGAAACUUCAGACUCAGAUCACAUCAAUGGAGACCAACUUGAAGACAAUAGAGGAAGAGAACAAACUCAUAGAACAGAAUAAUGAAAGUCUGCUAAAGGAACUGGCAGGUCUGAGUCAAGCUCUCAUUUCAAGCCUUGCUGACAUCCAGCUUCCACAAAUGGGACCUAUCAGUGAGCAGAAUUUUGAAGCAUAUGUAAAUACACUCACAGACAUGUACAGCAAUCUGGAGCGGGACUAUUCCCCGGAAUGCAAAGCUCUCCUGGAAAGUAUCAAACAGGCAGUGAAGGGUAUCCAUGUGUAGGAUCACAGUGCUGCCGGGCAACAGAGAUCACCAACAGCAGUCAACUCCAGAUGGACCUGUGAAGGGGUUCAUGUACUGCUAAGGCUUGGAGGUUGCCAUAUGCAUUUACAACUGCAACAUUGCACUAAUUUUUCCCCAGCUGACAUAAAAAGGAAAGAAAAACUAUGAUAGACUCUUUGGAUUAAAAGCAAUGCAGUCAGUGAUUAGAUCUUAUUUAUUUUCAUAUGUUUUUCUUUUAUUUCUUCAUUGCACUCUUUCUUUUGUAAAGUAUAUGUAAAAUAAAUGUGACAUUUUUAUAUUUUAUUUAUUACUAAUCAAAGAGUUUUUUAUCUUUUAACUGCAUUUUGAAGUCUGCCAUAUUUUUACAAGUGUGUUUAUUAAUUUAUUUUCUAAUAGGACUUAAAUAGAAAUGCUAUUCUCAAAUCAUCUAUCUUGCUGGGUUAAAAUGAGAAAACAAAAAAAGUGUGAAAGAAAUCCUUGUCUAAGGACUGCACUAUGGUUCGAGUUUGAUUUUUAUUGCACACUUCUUUUUCCCCCUCUUCCACUGGUUUUUGUAUUUAUAAUUGAAUUUGCAGUAAGGUGAGCUGCGUGGAAGGAAUAAGAAGAUAAAUGGCGCCCACUGGUGGGGAAUCCGCACUCACAGAAGCACAGACACUGGAAAACAGCCUGCUCAGAAUUUGUUAGCAAUAAUUAAAUAUAGCAAUCAGCAAAGUAUUCAGCUUGGCUGUGUGGUUUUAGUUCCUAUGAAUUAUUUAUUUGAAAUGUCUUAAAGAAACAUAAGCAUUUUUUAGUGAUGCAGAUUUGUCUGUUUUUCAAGUCAUAUCACAUAGUUGGCAACUCUUAUCCUAAGACGAGAAAUAAUCACUUGAUGUGACCAGCCAGGCUUUCCUGCCAUAUGUUGGUACAAUAUACAAGUGACAACAUUGGUGUAGAUUUGUACUUAGCAAAUGCAAACACAUCCAAAUGGAAAAUUUUGUAGAUACCAUAUCCCCUGAAAUAGCAUUUAUCCUACUGGGUUUGACUGGAAAGGAAUGGAAAAUAGAGUAAAAUGUGAAAAAAAAAAUAUUACUCCAAUCUGAAUGAUUACUUUGAACACUGGCAACAUUGGUAUCACCAUCCUUAGGAAAUAGGAUUCGAUUUGAUAAAAACCUUGCCAUUGAUACAAAGCAUCCACAUGCUUUCACACACACAAACACACAGGCAGACUCACACACACAGGCAUGCACGCACACACACACACUCUCACAGACACCCAUCCACACAUAAAAUUGAGCCCGCGAUCUUGAAUUUCUGAAUGGGUCAGAGUUUAGUAGUUGCUAUAGUAAAGGCAAUGUCUAUUUCAGGGACUGUAAAGUAGUUAAUCAUUGUUUCAAAAGUUUUUUUAUAUUUAUUUUUUUUAAGGAAAAGGUAUAGACAACCAGCUAAACUGCCUUUUUGGUGUGCACACACAUUUCAUGUGCAGACGUGCCUCAGUGUAAAUGUACACAUGAACUUAGUGUGGGCUUAAUUUUCUGUGCUAUAACAAAAGUGUUUAUUUUUGAUUAGCCUCAUGGAUAUUUAGAUUGAAUGUGAUGGCAUUCACAGGCUUGAUAUAUUCCACUCUUGCUAAAGUUACCUGCACAAAAACACGAAAAGUGAUAUUCCACAGUAAUUCCACCUCCAUGAAAUUGUGGUCAUUGUUAUGCAUCAAGUGGGGCUUCUCUUUGGUUUGGGGUUCAUUUGAACUCUUGAAUCUUAGUUUAGUGAAGAUGAAAUGUCUGUUCUUAGGUAGGAAAGGUGUUUAUUUAAAAAUCAAUUUUAAAGAAAAAGCUACCAUAUGUGCUGUCUAUUAUAAAUGGGACACCAAACAAAUUUUCUAUUAAAGUUAUGUACUUGCAAACAUUUUGCUAUACAGUACUUCAUAGAUGCAUACAAAUGAGUUCACUUAUUACAAAGACAAAAGUUUAAUUUGCUAAAUAUUUUAACAAGUUUGUUAUAUAUUUUAUUUAAUUUAAAAAGAAAUCUCUUACCAACCUAUGUAUUUAUUACUAUAAUUUACUAUGACUUCAGGUUAAUUUAUUUGUGUUUGCAUAGAUUGAACAGGAUGUUUUUGUGAAGUAUGUUGGUAUUUAUUUGCCUCCUUUGUACUUGAUGUGUUUUGUAAUGUGCACUGAUUUUUUUCUUUUCAACUAUGUUAAUGAUCGAUACUGUAAAUUGGGUCUUUUGUAAACAACAAAAUGGCAAUGAUGUAUGCAUUUUUUUUAAUUUGAGGUAGUUUGUUUGUAUCCUGUUUCUCCAAACAAUUAAUAUUUCUUACAUCAAAGCAACAAAAUUGUGUUCAGUGCUGUACAUUUGGUGUAUGGUAGGAAAUAAAAAUUGAUAAUGA
Molecule: messenger RNA, 5649 nt
Organism: Marmota monax (woodchuck)
Lineage: Eukaryota; Metazoa; Chordata; Mammalia; Rodentia; Sciuridae
Gene: St18
Product: ST18 C2H2C-type zinc finger transcription factor
Exons: 22
Coding region: 141-3284 (1047 amino acids)
Biological process (GO): regulation of transcription by RNA polymerase II
Cellular component (GO): nucleus
Molecular function (GO): zinc ion binding; DNA-binding transcription factor activity, RNA polymerase II-specific; RNA polymerase II cis-regulatory region sequence-specific DNA binding
Source: RefSeq, a predicted model, not a curated record